Closterium sp. NIES-67 is the source of this 1145-nucleotide messenger RNA. The record is from the annotation of a GenBank genome assembly. Lineage: Eukaryota; Viridiplantae; Streptophyta; Zygnematophyceae; Desmidiales; Closteriaceae.
GGCCGCGAGAGGCAGCAUCGUUUAUUCUUUAUCGAACGUCCUAGAACCCGGCCCCGCCCCCUCAAUAAUGGCAGUCCUGACUUCUAGCACACGUCCACCGUCGAGUCGCUCGAAUUCAAAUCGGGGUGCGCCUCGUCGUUGGUAGUAGGCGUAUAUAACGAGAAGCCGCAGCUUUUCUAUCUAAUCCAACGAAUACUCAUUCACUCUUUCUUCCUCCUUCGACAUAAGGCCCCGUGAUUUCCUUACCACAUUCUAGCGACCAUUUUGAACUCUAAUUUAGUGCCUCCUCAUCAGCAGUGCUUUUCGGCAGUUACUGAUCGUCGCAGAGAGAUUUUCCAGCAAAAGUUCUUUGCUUCAUUUCCAGCAAUACUGCUUCCUCCACUUUGAAGAGAUCCCCAUGGCUCCUACCAACACCUGCGCGUGCGGCAGCGCCUGCGCGUGCUCCCCCACUAACAGCGCCUGCGGCUGCAAGACGACAACCGUCGCCGCCACCUGCGCCUGCAGCAACGGCGCGGCGUGCAGGUGCGGCCCGGGCUGCGCGUGCGACUCGUGCACGUGCUCCGUGAGCAGCGGCGGGGGGUGCGGGGGAGGCUGCGUGGGGGGAUCAUGCGCCGGGAAGAAGGCUAGCGCCGCUGGCGCUUGCGCCUCUGGGGCGCGCUGCUGCUGCGGAGAAGGUUGCUCCGGCGUUGGGUGCGCUUGCGGCGUGGAGACUAGGGGCAAGUGCGCGUCUGGCGUCAAGUGCGGGGUGCGGGGAGAGCUGCUCCGGCGCGGGGGUGCGCUUGCGGACUGGCUAGGGGCGGCGGAUGCGCGUCUGGCGCUAGCUACGACUGCGGGGAGAGCUGCGCUGGCGGAGGGUGCGCUUGCGGACAGGCUGGGGGGAGCAAGUGCGCGUCUGGGACGAACUGCAGCUGCGGGGACGGCUGCUCAGGCGCCGGAUGCUCCUGCAAGAUAUAGCGAGUUUCUGAGUCCAUAUCGAACUUGAUUAUAUUGGUGAAGAUUUCAUGGGAUGUAGCUGUUUGAAAAUCGUUGUCUGUCUAGGCUGAUUUUGUUUCCUGUACUGUUCACAGUGGGUAAUGGAUUUUUUCAGCAAUUAGUGGUUUUUGUGUCGCUUCCCAACCAAACUUGACUCCCUUCCCCAUACUCUC